Molecule: messenger RNA, 2360 nt
Organism: Hirundo rustica (Barn swallow)
Lineage: Eukaryota; Metazoa; Chordata; Aves; Passeriformes; Hirundinidae
Gene: CCNA2
Product: cyclin A2
Exons: 8
Coding region: 1-1221 (406 amino acids)
Biological process (GO): regulation of cyclin-dependent protein serine/threonine kinase activity; mitotic cell cycle phase transition
Cellular component (GO): cyclin A2-CDK2 complex; nucleus; cytoplasm
Molecular function (GO): cyclin-dependent protein serine/threonine kinase regulator activity
Source: RefSeq, a predicted model, not a curated record
AUGCUGGCGGAGCAGGAGAACCAGGAGAACGUGCCCCCGCCGGCGGCCGGCAAAGCCGCGGCGCCGCCGCCCGCCGCCGGCACGCGCGUGGCGCUGGGGCUGCUGAGGGGAGCGCAGCAGCGCGCCGGGGUCCCGCUGCAGGCGGCGCGGGGCGGCUGCGAGGGCCACGGAGCGGCGGCGGGGCUGCAGCAGCCUCAACAUCAGCCCUUCUCCAUCCAUGUGGACGAGCCCGAUGGGGAGCGGGAGCCGCGGCGGCAUCGGGGCGUCCCGGCGGGGCAGAAGGAGGAGGAAGCGCUGGGGCUGCGUGCGGCCGUGUGUGCCCUGGGGGAGCGGCGGCCCCUGGCCCCCCUGGGCAACGCCAUGGAGCUGAGCUUCGAUUCGCCCAGUAUUAUGGAUAUUUCAAUAACAUCAGAAACAGAAGAGAAAGCACCAAACGUUAAUAACGUGCCAGACUAUAUCAGCGAAAUCCACACGUACCUGAGGGAAAUGGAGGUGAAAUGCAAGCCCAAAAUAGGUUACAUGAAGAAGCAACCUGAUAUCACAAACAACAUGCGUGCUAUUCUUGUGGACUGGCUGGUGGAAGUUGGAGAAGAAUACAAAUUACAGAACGAAACCCUGCACUUAGCUGUAAAUUACAUUGAUAGGUUUCUUUCUUCCAUGUCUGUUUUGAGAGGAAAACUUCAGCUUGUGGGUACUGCAGCCAUGCUGCUGGCGUCAAAGUUUGAAGAGAUCUACCCUCCUGAAGUAGCUGAGUUUGUCUACAUCACAGAUGACACCUACACCAAGAAGCAGGUCCUAAGGAUGGAGCACUUAAUUCUGAAGGUUUUGUCGUUUGACUUGGCGGCUCCAACAAUCAACCAGUUCCUCACCCAGUACUUCCUACACCAGCAGACAGAUGCUAAAGUGGAGAGCCUGUCAAUGUACCUGGGAGAGCUGAGUCUAAUUGAUGCUGAUCCUUACCUGAAAUACUUGCCAUCAGUUAUUGCUGCUGCAGCAUUUCAUCUGGCAGAGUACACACUCACUGGACAAACCUGGCCUGAAUCCCUGUGCAAAGUAACUGGCUACACCCUUGAAGACAUCAAGCCUUGCCUCAUAGACCUACACAACACCUACCUCAAAGCAGCCCAGCACACACAACAGUCCAUAAGGGAAAAGUACAAGAGUACCAAGUACCAUGGAGUAUCACUCAUUGACCCACCAGACACACUAAACUUAUUGUAAUAAGCAAAAGACUGAUAUUUUUAGGAGAUGUAUAUUACCAGGAAAGGAUGUACAGUUUUAAACAUGGUUCAGGACUCUAGAUAUGAUCACUCAGAAUAUGAAUGCAGGCUUUGACUUCAUAAUUGAAGUUUAGUUUCAUGUGGUUUUAAUGUAAAUCUCUUGUACAUGCAAUCUUGUUAAGAGUUUUAGCUAUGUUUUUAUCAAAAUGUUCUCUUCAAGCACAGAAUUAACCAUGCAGGCCACAUGAUGUCUGACUGCUUAUCUAAUUAUAGACUACAUAUUGAUAUUAGCAGUGAAUUACUAUAAUAGGGCUUUCUCUCCUUCUGGGUAAGAAAGACUUGGUCACCACAGAGUGUCAGUAGCAUUUUUAUACUGUCUAGUUUAAACUGAGACUUAGCAUAGAUCCAAAACGUGCCUUGAUGGCUACAAAACUGGAAAGAAACUCUAUGGCCAUGAGGAGAACUCCUUGCUGGAACUGACUCAUGAGGCUCCUUAGGAUGUGCCCCAAUUGCUGUAUAAUCUGUAGUGCCAGAUCUUCAUCAGAAUGAUGAAUGCUCUGCUGCAGGGACCGCACAGUUAAAACCCCUGCACCAGUUCAUACCUCACGCUUCUGCUACACAGAAAAUGGUCUUCCUGUCGGUAUUUUCUAGUCCAAGUGUAAAACUUGUACUAAUCUAAACCCAUGGACUUCCCACUAAUGUGUUGGCUAUCACAAAAGUUCAUUGAUGCCUACUGAGAAAAGCAGUCCUCAGUCUGCUUGCCUUGUACCUCUGUAGGGAUGGUGGAGGGAUUAAACUGCAGUGGGAACUGCUGCUCUGUGCCCUCAAGGGCAGGGAAAGUCUGGCAUGGAUGGGCUGCGUGUAGUGCAGCAUGAGUUCUGUACACCCCUCACGCUUGGGAGGAGUUCCUCUGUGGCACACAGCAAAAAUGUGCCUUAUUUUUCCUUAGUUCUGGAACUGUUACAUAAGCAAACUGGCAUUCAAUCAGCAUUAGAUCAAGCAGACGUUUACCUUCAGCCUGUGUAAAUGGAGUGAUGCCGUCCUGUACCCGCUGUUGUUUGCGUGUAAAGCAGUGAGUGCAUGGAAGUGGGAUGAAUUGAGCCAUUUCCAGGUUGGCUAAUAAACAGUUUUUGUAUCUGA